This is a messenger RNA of Cuscuta campestris, 3228 nucleotides long. The record is from the annotation of a GenBank genome assembly. Lineage: Eukaryota; Viridiplantae; Streptophyta; Magnoliopsida; Solanales; Convolvulaceae.
AAGCAGCUGGCAAUGACGGACAGGCUGUCCUAGAGGGGGAGCCUGAGCACGUGAGCAUGCACACUGAAGCGUCGAGCUUCACACCUCAGCAGGCCUCCGAGGAGGCGGUCCCGGGCGUGGGCCCUAUACCGGAAGCCAUCCCUAUCGUCCAGCCGCAGUUCGUGGCUAACUUCAUGAACUUCCUCCAGUAGAUGGCUGGAGCUUACGUGCCACCACCACCGCCACCAAUGGCGGUGGUCCCCAUCGAGAAGCUCCGGAAGAAUGGAGCUGAGGAAUUCUUGGGCGAUCAGAUCGCCGACCCCAUGAUUGCCAAACGGUGGUUUGAGCGAACCAUCCGAGUGUUGGGGAACCUGAGGGUUCCACAGGAGCAGCGUGGCGACCUCGCAGUCGCAUUACUUCAGGAUUCCGCCUACGACUGGUGGAAGCGUGUGGGAGCACACAAGUUUGACGAGCUCGCGGGGUUUAGGCAAGACCUCGUACCGACCGUGGAGAAGCGAUGCAAACGCUUCGUGGAGGGUUUACGUCCCGACCUUUCGACCCAUCUGAUCAUUGCUCCCCGGAGUGACAUCAACGCGUUGUACAAAAAUGCGUUGGAUUUGAAUGCGGCCCUCAUCAAGAAGGCUGAGUAUGAGCAGACGCUAGGAGCGUCAACGGCACCAUCUCGUCCUCCUCCACCCCAGAAGGCGGGGACCAGCAGCAAGAGGUCCUUUACAGCGCCGAGCAGCUCUCACCAGAGCAAGAAGCAGCAGAUAGCCUCAGCCCAGAGUAGUGAUGAUUUCUCUAUCGAGACCGUUGAGCUCGUCUCUCGAGGAGAGAAGCCGGAUUUUGCAGUUCGGGAUGGCGGUCAAAGAAAGCGUUCCCGCACUAGCAAGAACGUUGCUUCCUCCUCGGCUCCUCCUCCACCACCGGCGCACAAGUACCUCGAUGGGUCGUUCCUUUGGUUCAACAACUGCGCAGAGGUGACGCGGUUCUCGGAGAAGUUUGAACACCGGGAAAUUCUCCCUCCCCGAUUCUCCACCGCCCGCUUCAUUCAUGACUCCAUUCCACGUGAGGCACGGGUUAUCCUCGAACGUGGAAACUUCCUCAACCUCCUCUACAUCAAGAAGGUCAAUUAUCACCCCUUUCUUGUUCGAGCUUUCUACUCGAACUUGAAAAAGGAUGAGGACGGAGCGUUGAUCUCUAACGUCAACGGGGUGGACAUCUAUUUGAAUGAGGAAAACAUUCAAAUUCUCACAGGGCUUCGUCGGGACGGACAGGAUCUCGGGCUCUACGUCGGAGAAGAAGGAGCGCGGUUCAAUGAGACCGCUCUCUUGGAGGAAGUGGGCAUCCGACACUUCGUCCCCACUCCCCAACAGCGGCGCCCUACGAUUGCUUCCAUGAGUCCCGUGUUUCGAUUCAUUUUUUAUGUUUUGACACGGAUUCUCAAGCCUAGGAAGUUCAACCACACCACUCUCUCCCAAGAAGACACGAAGACGAUCCAUGCGAUGAUUCACAACGCCAAUAUCAAUUGGUGUAAAUUUGUGAUGAUCCACAUGUUCAACGCCACCUUCGACAACCGGCCGCUCCCCUACGCCCUCCUCGUCAUGGCGAUUCUUGAAGAGUAUAACAUCAAAACCGAUGUUGGGCCAAAGAUAAAGGGGACAAAGCAUUGGGAGAUUGAUGAAUCCUCUUUCCACUCAGGCACCGACGAGACUCCGUUUCGACAGCCUCGUCCACGCCGCCAACCAAGAGCCACUGCCUCAACUGCCACCACUUCGACCAAUCCUUCUCUCGCCGAGCAAAUGGCAGCCUUGACCGCCACUCUCUCUUGGAUUGACACCAACGUCUCCAAAACGUCACACAAUGUCAAUACAUUAAGCCGUGAACUUCAUGGGUAUUUUGACUUUGUCAAUUACCCGUACGCUCAAAUGGUCCCUUACGUUCCUCCACCGAAUUUUGGAGGUGAACAGAGUGGGACUCAAAACGUUGGUAGAAAUGAAGAGGUGGACGAUGAGGAAGAGGAAGAAGAAGCCGAUGAUGAUGACGAUGAUGAUGGCGAUGCUGAUACGGUCACACUUGAUGAGAAUCUUAAGUAUGAGGAGGAGCCGGUCGAGAUUCUGGCUCGUGAGGCCCGUCAGUUGAGGAACAAAACCAUUCCACUAGUCAAGGUUCUGUGGAGAAGUCACACUGUCGAGGAGGCGACAUGGGAAACCGAGGAAUCCAUGCGCACUCGUUAUCCAAAUCUUUUCAGUGACCUGUGCUCAGGGCUUCGUCGGGACGGACAGGAUCUCGGGCUCUACGUCGGAGAAGAAGGAGCGCGGUUCAACGAGACCGCCCUCUUGGAGGAAGUGGGCAUCCGACACUUUGUCCCCACUCCCCAACAGCGGCGCCCUACGAUUGCUUCCAUGAGUCCCGUACUUCGAUUCAUCUUCUAUGUGUUGACACGGAUCCUCAAGCCCAGGAAGUUCAACCACACCACUCUCUCCCAAGAACACAUGAAGACGAUCCAUGCGAUGAUUCACAACGCCAAUAUCAAUUGGUGUAAAUUUGUGAUGAUCCACAUGUUCAACGCCACCUCUGACAACCGGCCGCUCCCCUAUGUUCUUCUCGUCAUGGCCAUCCUUGAUGAGUACCACAUCAAGACGGACGUCGGGCCGAAAUGCAAAGGGACGAAGCAUUGGGAGAUUAGCGAGUCUUCCUUCCACCCGGGAACCGAUGAAGCUACGUUCCCACAGCCUCGUCCUCGCUGCCAACCGAGAGCCACUGCCUCAACCGCCACCACUUCGACCAAUCCUUCUCUCGCCGAGCAAAUGGCAGCCUUGACCGCCACUCUCUCUCGAAUUGGCACCAACGUCUCCAAAACGGCACACAACGUCAAUAUCUUGAGCCGUGAGCUUCACGGGUAUUUUGACUUUGUCAAUUACCCGUACGCUCAAAUGGUCCCCUACGUUCCUCCACCGAAUUUCAGAGGUGAACAGAGUGGGACUCAAAACGUUGGUAGGGACGAUGCGGUGGACGAAGACGAAGAAGAAGAAGAAGCCGAUGAUGAUGAUGAUGAUGAUGAUGAUGGCGAUGGUGAUGAAGAUGAAGAAGAAGAAGACAUUGGCGAAGAACAACGUCUCAAUGAUCUUUCCCCGGAUUUCUAGAGCUCUAGCUCUACUUUCUUCUCGUCCUUAUUUUAUCAUCUUUUAAUAUGCUUUCAUUAUGUACUCCGCUAUUUCCCUUAAUUAAUAAAAAUCUUUAUGGUUU